This is a messenger RNA of Penicillium daleae, 4593 nucleotides long. RefSeq names its product sulfite reductase (NADPH) subunit beta. The record is from RefSeq and is a predicted model, not a curated record. Gene Ontology annotation, cellular component: sulfite reductase complex (NADPH). Gene Ontology annotation, molecular function: FMN binding; NADP binding; sulfite reductase (NADPH) activity. NCBI's taxonomy places the organism in Eukaryota, Fungi, Ascomycota, Eurotiomycetes, Eurotiales, Aspergillaceae. Gene Ontology annotation, biological process: amino acid biosynthetic process; sulfate assimilation. Bases 1 to 4593 code for a protein of 1530 amino acids. The transcript is spliced from 4 exons.
AUGGCAUCUAUCUCUACUGCUGCUGAGGCAGUUGCGAGAAUCGCAUACUUGUCUAGUGAUCUCGUUCUGUCCGUGCAGCCUUCCCUCCAGACGGACUCAGCGUUCUCCAAGUCUCUCAAGACCUUGAAGGCCAACAAAACUGCCAGCGCUCUUUCCAGAGGUACCCCGGUGGUGCAAGCUGUUCGCCAUAUUGAGGACCCCCUCCUUUCUGCCUUCCACCCUUUGCGCCAAGGCGAGUCGGUUUCCGUCGUCACUAGCUCUUCGGUCCUGAUCACUGCCGUUCCUCACCUCUACCGCCUUGCCAACUUCCCCCUCGUCAUCCAUGUCGCCCUCGAGUCCUCCCCAUUCCCUGACUACUCCAUCAUCAGCUCCAUUCGCCAGUGCGGCUUCACAUUCCUGCACUCGGAGACUAUCCAGGAAGCUCAAGAUAUUGCCUUGACUGCCCAUGCUCUGGCCAUCAAGUCUGGAAAGGGUGUCAUUCACUUCUUUGACCCCGCCAACUCGGCCAAGGAUUCCUCAAUUGCUGCCGAGAACGUCGAGCUCGUGAAGAGGAUCUUGAACCUGGGUGGAAAUGUUGCUACCCACACCUCGACCGGAGCCGAGACUUUGUAUGCAGACUCUGGCCGUGCCGCCACAGUCUCCGCCGACGGCGUGGAGAUUCCUCCUGCUGAUCAGGGCGAGGCGUCGGUUGGGUUGACUGUCCCUUCUCAGACCCAGACUCCUCUGGCAGUGAGCGUCGAUAACUCUUCAGUUGGCUCUUCUCGCCGUGAAAGCAGCGCCGGAAGUGAAGCUCCCAGCUCCACCGCCACCACCGUGGACUACUCCAGCGUUCGUCCAGUCAACGCGGCUGACGUUUUCGAGUGGACUCGUCAGAUUUGGACUGCCUUGUCAAGGGAGACUGGCCGCACCUACAGUGCCAUUGAGUACACCGGUCCCACUGAUGCCCAGUCUGCCGUCUUCAUCUUCGGCUCUACUGGCGUCUUCGCUGAUGCUCUGUCUCACGCCGAGGCCGGCAGCGAUCUUGAGAACAUCGGUCUUAUCACUGCUCGUUUGUACCGCCCCUGGGUCGGUGGUCAGAUUGUGAACUCCAUCCCCGCCUCAGUCGAAAAGAUUGCUGUUCUGGAGCAGGUUCGUAAGACCACCAAGUGGGGUCCCUCCUUCAUGGAUAUUCUUUCCAGUGUUACCCCCUCCUCUGUCCGUGGACAGGCUCUCAAGGCUGUUGGCUACCGUCUGGGAUACGUCGAGCCUUCCACUGCUGUGCAGGCUCUCCGUGGCAUCAUCCAGAACCUCCAGUCCUCAUCUCCCAUUCAGAACCUGGAAAUUGGCAGUGCCCGGACCCCCGCGGUUCCGGAAACACUCGAGCAGCCCCACAUUGAGAAUGCUUACCUGAAGAUUCUGAACCAGCUCUUUGGCGAGCGCCUAUACAUUGCCAACCAGCUUGGUGCUAAGAACGCGGGUAUUUCUUCGACCAUCGCUGCUAGCCCCGAGUAUGGCUUCGGCUCUCUACUUGCCCGCAAGGAGCACCGUGAGCGUUUCAUUCGCGAGGUUGAGGAGGCCUCCAAGUCGACCACCUUUGCCACUGAUGUCCCCAAUACUUGGCUCUCCCGGUGGGCCUUGAACGUCAAGGAUGCUGCUAAGGCCAACAAGAUUGCUCCAGAUGUUAUCGCCCGCCUCUCCAACGAUGGCUCUCGGCUGUCUCGCGAGCUCCUGCAGUCCAAGAAGCUCUUCUACGAGGAGUCUCAGUGGCUCAUUGGCUCUGAUGCCUGGGCUUAUGAUCUUGGCAACUCUGGUGUGCAUCAUGUCCUCGCCUCGGGUGCGAAUGUCAACAUGUUGAUCAUUGACUCGCAACCUUACUCCGAGCGCACUGCUGCCGAUCCCACCCGCCGCAAGAAGGACAUUGGUCUCUACGCCAUGAACCUCGGCAACGCCUACGUUGCUUCCACUGCCGUGUACAGCUCUUAUACCCAGGUCCUCCAGGCUAUGGCCGAGGCUGAGCAAUUCAAUGGCCCCUCGGUCGUUGUCGCCUACCUUCCUUACCACAAAGAGAACGACUCUCCUCUCACCGUUCUCCAGGAGACCAAGAAGGCUGUCGAUCUUGGCUACUGGCCGCUGUAUCGCUGGAACCCCGCUAACGAGGACAAGGGCGAGCCCAAGUUCGCCCUUGACUCCGAGCGCAUUAAGCGUGAGCUUGAGGAGUUCCUUCGCCGGGACAACCAGCUCACCCAGCUGAUGAACCGCCAGCCCAAGUUCUCGUCUGUUCUGUCUGAGUCGUACGGUACCGAGGUUCGUGCCCUGCAGAAGCGCAAGGCUAAGGACUCUUAUGAGAAGCUCUUGGAUGGCCUCUUCGGAGCUCCUCUGACCAUCCUCUUUGCCUCAGACGGUGGCAAUGCCCAGAACCUUGCCAAGCGCCUGGGUAACCGAGGCCGUGCCAGGGGUCUGAAGACCAUGGUCAUUGCUAUGGACGAGUACCCCAUCGAGGAUCUGCCCACUGAGGAGAAUGUUGUGUUCAUUUCUUCCACUGCUGGCCAGGGUGAAUUCCCCGUGAAUGGUCGCAGCAUUUGGGAGCACAUCAAGAACUCUGGAGAUCUUGACCUUUCUUCCAUUCACUACUCGGUCUUCGGCCUUGGUGACAGCCAUUACUGGCCCCGUAAAGAGGACAAGAUCUAUUACAACAAGCCUGCUAAGGAUCUUGACGCUCGUGUCUCCUUCUUGGGCGGUCAGAAGCUCGCUGACAUUGGCCUCGGCGACGACCAGGACCCUGAUGCUUACCAGACUGGCUACUCUGAGUGGGAGCCCCGUCUUUGGAAGGCUCUGGGUGUGGACAACGUUGAGGGUCUGCCCGAGGAGCCUGCUCCCAUGACCAACGAAGAUAUCAAGAUUCAGUCCAACUACCUGCGCGGUACCAUUGCGGAGGGUCUUUUGGAUGAGUCUACUGGCGCCAUCUCCGCCAGUGACCAGCAGCUGACCAAGUUCCACGGUACCUAUAUGCAGGACGACCGUGAUCUUCGUGAUGAGCGCAAGGCUCAGGGCCUCGAGCCUGCCUACAGCUUCAUGAUUCGUUGCCGUCUUCCCGGUGGUGUUGCUACCCCUACUCAGUGGCUGCAGAUGGAUGCCAUCAGCAGCUCUCACGGUAACGAGACCAUGAAACUCACUACCCGCCAGACCUUCCAGUUCCACGGUGUCAUCAAGCGUAAGCUUCGUGGCGCCAUGCAGGCCAUUAACAAGUCUUUGAUGGACACUAUCGCUGCUUGUGGUGAUGUCAACCGUAAUGUCAUGUGCAGUUCCCUGCCGGAGCUGUCUGCCUUCCACCGGGAGACCUACGUUUGGUCUCAGAAGAUCAGUGAACACCUCCUUCCUUCCACCACCGCCUACCAUGAGAUCUGGUUGAAGGAUGAGAACGACAACAAGGUACAGGUGGCUGGUGAUGCAGUUGUUGACCACGAGCCUCUCUACGGCCCUACCUACCUGCCCCGCAAGUUCAAGAUCACCAUCGCCAUUCCUCCCCACAACGACACUGAUGUCUAUGCCCAUGAUAUUGGUCUGAUCGCCAUCAAGGGCGCCGAUGGCCACCUUGAAGGUUUCAACGUUCUGGCCGGUGGUGGUAUGGGUACAACCCAUAACAACAAGAAGACCUACCCUCAGACUGGCCGCAUGCUCGGAUUCUUCUCCGCAGACAAGGUCCACAUUGCCUGUGAGAAGAUCAUGCUUGUCCAGCGUGACAACGGUGACCGCAAGAACCGCAAGCACGCUCGUCUGAAGUACACCAUCGAUGAUAUGGGUGUCGAUGUCUUCCGUGGCAAGGUUGAGGACCUUCUGCCGGAAGGCCUGCGCUUCGCCGAGCCUCGCCCAUUCAAGUUUGACUCGAACGUCGACACCUUCGGCUGGAUCAAGGACGAGACCGGUCUGAACCACUUCACCUUCUUCAUCGAGAACGGUCGUAUCGAGGACACCGCCGACUUCGCCAUGCGCACUGGUCUGCGUGAGAUCGCUUCCCUCAACAAGGGCGAGUUCCGUCUCACCGGUAACCAGCAUCUGAUCCUCUCCAGGAUCACUGACGAGGACCUCCCUGUUGUCAAGGAGGUCAUGGCCAAGUACAAGCUGGACAACACGUCCUUCUCCGGGUUGCGUCUGUCGUCUUCCGCUUGUGUUGCUUUCCCCACUUGUGGUCUUGCCAUGGCUGAGUCCGAGCGUUACCUGCCCGUUCUCAUUUCCAAGCUGGAGUCCACUCUUGAGGAGAACGGCCUGGCCCGGGACAGCAUUGUCAUGCGUAUGACUGGUUGCCCCAACGGGUGUGCUCGUCCAUGGCUCGCCGAGGUGGCUUUCGUUGGCAAGGCCUAUGGUGCUUACAACAUGUACCUGGGCGGUGGUUACCAUGGCCAGCGCCUGAACAAGCUGUAUCGCUCCUCCAUUAAGGAGGACGAGAUUCUGGACAUCAUGAAGGGCCUCCUCAAGCGCUACGCCGAGGAGCGCAACACCGAUGGCGAGACGCCUGAGCGCUUCGGUGACUUCUGUAUUCGUGCUGGAGUCAUCAAGGCCACCACUAACGGACAGAACUUCCACGAGGGUGUCGCGGAAGAGGACGACGAGGAGUAA